AUGGAGAGCCUGGCGCAGCCCCCGCCGCCCCCGGGCUCGCUGCAGACGGGCGGCGGGGGCGCUGCCGGCCGGCUCCGCCUGGGAGAGGCGGCGGCGGGCGGCGAGGGCGGCUGCGGGGAGGCCGAGGAGGGCGGCGGGCGGCGCAGCCCUUCCCCUCCGCCGGCCCCCGCUCCCGCCGCGGCCGCUCACACCGCGUCCCCCGCCCGGGCCGCGGAGGGCGGCGCGGGGCUGGCGGUGCCCGAGAGCCCCGGGACUGCGCCCGGCUCGGAGAGCGGUCCCGCGGGAGCCGGCUCCGGGAGCAGCGGCGCUCCCAGCCCGCCGGGGGAGGAGUCCCGCAGCCUGGACUCGCUGGAGUCCUUCUCCAACCUGCACUCCUGCUGCCCGAGCAGCUCCGAGCUCAACAGCGACGCCGACGAGGCGGUGGUGGCCGGGGCCUCCUCGGGGGGCCCGGCGGCGGAGCCCGAAGGGGACAGGCCGGCGGCGGGCUCGCAGCUCCUGUCCGCCUCCAAGGAGCGCUUCCCGGGGCAGUCGGUCUAUCACAUCAAGUGGGUGCGCUGGAAGGAGGAGAACACGCCCGUCAUCACCCAGAAUGAGAACGGCCCCUGCCCGUUGCUGGCCAUCAUGAACGUGCUGCUCCUGGCCUGGAAGAUUAAGCUGCCACCAAUGAUGGAAAUCAUAACGGCUGAACAGCUGAUGGAAUACUUAGGAGACUAUAUUCUUGACGCAAAACCUAAAGAGAUAUCUGAAAUUCAGAGACUUAACUAUGAGCAGAACAUGAGUGAUGCCAUGGCAAUUCUCCAUAAGCUGCAGACGGGUCUGGAUGUCAAUGUGAAGUUUACAGGUGUUCGAGUGUUCGAAUACACACCUGAAUGCAUCGUGUUUGAUCUUCUUGAUAUCCCCUUGUACCACGGGUGGUUAGUGGAUCCUCAGGUUGCUGACAUAGUAAAAGCAGUUGGUAACUGCAGUUACAAUCAGCUGGUGGAGAAGAUCAUUUCUUGUAAACAGUCAGACAACAGUGAACUGGUUAGUGAAGGGUUUGUUGCUGAGCAAUUCCUAAAUAACACAGCUACACAACUGACAUACCAUGGACUGUGUGAGUUGACUUCAGCUGUCCAGGAGGGAGAGCUUUGUGUGUUCUUCAGGAACAACCAUUUUAGCACCAUGACCAAAUACAAGGGUCAGCUUUACCUGCUGGUGACAGACCAGGGCUUUCUUACAGAAGAGAAGGUUGUCUGGGAGAGCUUACACAACGUGGAUGGGGACGGGAAUUUCUGUGACUCCGAAUUCCACCUACGGCCUCCAUCAGACCCUGAGACAGUCUACAGAGGGCAGCAGGAUCAAAUAGAUCAGGAUUAUCUGAUGGCAUUGUCUCUACAACAAGAGCAGCAAAGUCAAGAGAUUAACUGGGAACAGAUCCCAGAAGGAAUCAGUGACCUAGAGCUAGCCAAGAAGCUCCAGGAAGAGGAGGACAGGAGAGCUUCUCAGUACUAUCAGGAGCAAGAACAAGCAGCUGCUCAGGUCCAGCAGGUGCAAGGUGCUGCUUCUCCAGCCAGCGCGAGACAAUCCGGGAGUAACGAACGCAAACGGAAAGAGCCUCGGGAGAAGGAGAAGGAAAAAGAGAAGAAUAGCUGUGUUCUCUUGUAACAGAACAUGGAUUCACUCUGGAGCCAAGUGCAUGUCCUCAGAAGCAAAAACAAGGAGUACAAAGGAAGACAAACCUGUUACACGCCGCCUGUGCCUGAUUACCCCAUGGAUUUUGUUCCUGUUCCAAGAGGAUGGAUGACUUUGUUACAAUCACACAGACUUCCUUCAAAGUCAGAGUGCGAGCUGCCCACGAGGGAAUUCCAAACCACAGUUGGACGCGGCUGUGCUUUGAGUUAGUCACAAAAAUACUGCACCUUGUAGCUGAACACACAAAUCAUGGCAAGUCCUGUGUCCCAGUGACAUCCAUUACCUGUCCAUCAGUCAGUAAGCUAUCUUCUCUUCUACUCUAAACAAGGGAGGUCAUUCAUUUUGGGCAAGGCUUUUCCCUGAAGUCUGUACCCGAGCACAACAGAGUUCUGUGUUACUUACCUGCUAUGAAGCUAUAUCUUAGGCUGGGUAUAGUCUUCAUGACACAAGAGCCCAAGUGACAGCUGGGCACUGCCUUCUCAGUGUGUCCAGAUUUCUUUGCUUCUGGAUCUGGUAUGUUCUUUUUCUGAACCCAGAUUUAUACUGUGUUACUGCUCUCACUGCAUCUCCUGGCCAGCUUUCUUGCCCCGAGAGUAUGUGACUUGAUAGGCAUCACACAAAAAUUGUCAUACAAAAAUGGGGCAUUUAGUAAUAAGCAAGAUGAAUAUUGUUUGCUUUUCUUGCAAUUACAAACUGGGUAUGGCAACUCAGAUGUUAUCAGGGUUAAACAAGUAAUUUUAUAGGUAACUUCUUUUUCUUAUUAUUUUUUCUCUUGUAGGUAAACUGGACCAGAUAAGCUUUUAUUUAUUGACCUCUCCGUAUGAUAGAUGAAUGAUGAGAGGAAACUAAGGUCUAUAAUAAUCCUUAUAUUCUAUAUAAGAAUGCAGAGUUAAAAUAACUAACUAUCUGCCUUUUUUCCAGAAGUACCUUGAACUUUAACAUGACGUUAACGUGUCCACUUGUGUAUUUAAGCAAGUGUACUGUAGUUAAAAACACACUUUAUUUGUUUGUUUUAUAAAUCGUGUAUUCUUAAAAUAAGCACACUUCUGAAGGGUGAGAGAGCAGUGAAGCUGCUCUCUAAGAUGGGUUGGAAGCUGGUCAGGUGUAAUAUUUUGUUUUUUAAAUCACUAAUUUAGAAUUUUUGGAAACCAGAUUUUUUCUAAUUUAUGGGAACCAAAUAAACAUGUUGUGUCUUGUAGUAUUUAUAGAAUGCAGAAACCGAACACUUGAUGAAUUUUGAGGGAACCACAAAUCUUCCUCCACUUCCAUGAAAUCAGUAACAAUUACCUUCUUGCUGAACCUUUUGAUAAAAAUUUCUAUUUAGCAAUAUGUAGAUACUUUUGAAAAAGGCUGCUUCUCCUGGGCUCUCAGCCUUAGCACUCAUACACAGUAACCUGGGACAGCUAAGGCAGCCAGGUGGAAUGUGACAUUCCUGGUUUCAGGAGUUUGGAGGGUGUCUGUUGGAAGAGGGUGUCUAAUGCAAGUCCAUCAGUAAAAAGCUGUUUUAAAUUAUUUCGAGCAGACUUUGCUGCAGUGAUGGCAACCAGUCAUCACACAAAUCUGUCAUCUACCUAGAAUGAAAAUUAGAUAAAGGAAGAAUGUCUUACUAACUAAAGGGCCAAUUUUUAUCACUUUUCUUCCAUGCCUUUUCCUCUUUUGUUUGUUUUGGGGGUUUUUUUCACUUUUGUUACAAUUUCCCUUUUAUAAUGAUGAAGUAAUGAACAGUAGGAGGUCUCUAAUGCAAACUGUACAUUUUAAAAUGUCUCUUCUCUAGAAAAGUCACACCCAGAAAAGUAAUUUUAAUACUUAAUGUGUGCAGUUCAGACCAUUUUCUAUGUCAAAGCAAAGGUGGAUGUCUUUUUUCCUUUGCAGCAGCCUAACUUCUUCAAACAAAUUAAUGUGAUGGAGGAUCACCAACAUAAUGACUUAGCUAUUUUAAGCAGUUCAGAAACUAUUCCAAUAGUGUCAAUAACAGAGACUUUAAAGCCAGAAUGUUGUUUAAAAACAUUCUGUUACUAAGAUUUUUCCCAAUUUGUGUAUUUACAUUUAUUUAUUGACCUUGAGAAAUAAAUAUGUCAAGCUAAGUGUUUGUUAUUAUUUUCAGUGACAGUAUUGCCAGGUUAAACUCCUUUUGGAACAAAUCUAGCUGUUGUGGUUAUGGAAUAUAUCUCUUUGCCUAAGAUACUUGCUCAUAUUAGAAGAAUUCAUGUAACAUUUCCACUCUCAGACAGAUGUGCCUGAAACCCAAUAUACUGCAGUUACAGGAAUUAUUGCCAUUUGGUCACAGAGGAGGAACAGUUAAAUGCAAUGCUCAUCAUGAAGCUGGGACUCCCAGAUAAUUCAAUUUCUCUUUCAAUAAAGGAGAAAAGGGUUUCAGGGUAUCUGAGAUGGCAGGCAUGCUAUGGAAACAGUCCUCUGUUAAUAUCCUUUUCCUUUACAGGUCUUGAAGCUUUGGAAAAAAAGAAUUCCUGAAAUCUAGGGCAUUGUUCUGCACAAGUUGAACAUUUUAGUAGCAAAACUUACAAGCAGAUGAGCUUCCUAAUAUCCAAAAUGAAAGACAGCUGGAAGCUUAAUUUAUGCCCUGCUGAGACUAACCAUUCCAAAAGCAAAUGUCACACAGUAUCUGAGGAUCAACAAAACUGAACAGAAUUGCUUUUACUUGUAUAACAGUGAGCUUGGAAAACAAUAUUGCACAAUAAUAGUCAUGGAGUACCA
This is a messenger RNA of Chiroxiphia lanceolata (lance-tailed manakin), 4386 nucleotides long. RefSeq names its product MINDY lysine 48 deubiquitinase 2 (gene MINDY2). The record is from RefSeq and is a predicted model, not a curated record. The coding region runs from base 1 to 1644 and encodes 547 amino acids. NCBI's taxonomy places the organism in Eukaryota, Metazoa, Chordata, Aves, Passeriformes, Pipridae. Gene Ontology annotation, molecular function: cysteine-type carboxypeptidase activity; cysteine-type deubiquitinase activity; K48-linked deubiquitinase activity. Gene Ontology annotation, cellular component: cell periphery; cytosol. Gene Ontology annotation, biological process: protein K48-linked deubiquitination. The transcript has 9 exons.